CUCCUUUAUUGGAUUAGUACUUAGUGGUGGAAAAACAGUAUUUUUAAAUUAAAAAAAUAAAUUUUUGUGAUGUUAAAAAAAGUGUUCGAAAAAUCCAUCGUAACGAAAGUCUCUAGUCAACUAAGCUAUGUCAACUUAACAGAAAUAUUUUAUGAAACCAGUAAACGAGUUGGAAGUUCUCUCAAAGUGAUGUAAUUUUAAACCGGUCCAAUAGUCACAUUUUUUUUUCUUCAAGUUUUUUUUUUUUUGUAACAAUACUUAAAACACACGGGAAUUGCAUAAUCCAACAAUCAAACGAUAGUGGUGUAUUUUAUAAGUUUUUAAAUCAUGAUUAGAAGUGACUCGAAAUUUCGGGUAUAUCCGGCUCGUUAGUUCGUAGUGUAACCAUUCUCGCAUAGUUCAACAAGCAACUACACACAAAAAAACACACCAAAAUGAACUAUUUAAAAGAAAAAGUGUGAUCAAAAAGAACAUUUUGGACAUAUUAUAUUUUUGGAAAAAAACGAGAAAAAAAAAUCCUGAACACAUUAAGCAGCAAUAACAGAAAUUUCUUAAUAUACAUCUUUAAGCCGGUCGAAAUGAACGUUAUAACAUCAACCGGAAGUCCUACAGCAGCAAAUUGUAUGGCAAAUACCGUACCGGGUGAUUUGGUUAUGGACACUAGUCGUUUAUUCACAAAAACAAAAGAUUCCCAACUGGUUGUGGGUAGCUCACAAACAGUUUUGCCGGUGUUAAAUAUUGACUCCGAAAAUUAUAUGUUAAGAUGCGUGGAUUCGUCAUCUCAAAUAGAUGCGUCGAGCGAAAAUUCUAGAACGCGAUCGUUAAGUUUUACACAUGGCACAUAUAAAUUUAGUUCGGCAAAUGGAAGUUAUGGUUCACGACCGCAUUCAGUAUUUGUUAGUACGGCGUUGAUGAAAGGAACUCAACCAACUCAAGUAUCCACAAUUUCUGGCUAUCAUAAUAGUACGGAGGGUUACCGUCCAAACUAUCAUCAUGAUAUGAUUAAUGGUGGGGGAGGGAGUGUGUCAUCAUCGAUGGCAGCUCAAACAUUGAGCAGCUCAACAACAAUGUGUCGACCAGUUUUAAGUAGUGCCCCAGGUAUAUUGGGGGGUGGCAGUGGUGGUAUUUCAUAUUGUAAUAGUGCCGGUAGUACAACAUCUGAACUAAACAAUAACUCUUCAUCAAAUUCAAAUGCAGUUGAUAGUGAUCCCUUAGGAACCUUUUUAUUCGAUGGUGCUCCCGAUUCAAUAAACUAUUGUGCUAGUAUAUUCCCAUUUCAUAAUAUUUUUUGUACAUGUUUUACGUCUUGUUGUUGCAUCUGUUCGGCAGAUUGUCAUUCCUGUUUCCAUAAGUUGUGCCUAACUUUUGCGCCAGAAUAUGCCUGCCAAAAAAAGAAUGCAUCGUCGUUGCCGGCCGAUGUGUUUAUACAAGAAAAGCCAAUAUCAGAAUGGACCUCUACAAAUAUUGUCGAAUGGAUGGCCGCAUUAAAUUUAUACACAUAUGCAGAUGUAUUUAAAGCUAAAGAUAUUAAGGGCUCGGACCUGAUUCGACUCAAUAAAGAAAAGUUGAUGAAUAUGGGUAUUAAGGAUGAAUUCCAUCAAAAACAAAUACUAAUAUGUGUGGAAGAAUUAUGUAAUAAUCAACAGCAUUCAGAUAUAUUUGAAGGUGAUGAUCAACCGUUAAUAAACGUUGAUCAGCAUCUACAUCAGCAUCAGCAUCAGUAUCAGCAUCAGCAGCGUUGUGGUGGCAACGGUGGCAUUAACAUAAGUAGCAGUAGUAGUAGUAGUGAAUGUGCGACAUCUCAUAACGAUACCUUAGAAUCUGUAUCUGUAUCCACAGCUGAUAAUAAGUUUAGCCAACAACAGCAACAACAUAAUCUGAUACAACACAGUUAUAAUACGUUAAAACGGUGUGAUAAGUGCAAUAAAUAUUUGAGAGGUCUUUUUCAUCAGGGAUUCACUUGUCAAACUUGUGGAUUUGUCGCGCAUCGUAUGUGUUCAAAGUUAGGCAUUAAACGCCCCUGUAUCCCUACAAAUUUUGAAUUAGCUAGUAAUCCAGUAAUGCAAUCAAAAACUAUGUUUGGUCUUAAUUUAUGUGCUCAGUUUAAUCCUAGUGAGCAGCCAGCUCCAUUACUUGUAAUAAAAUGCACUCAGGAAUUUGAGGCAAAAGCUCGCAACAGUAAUUUAGAUUUAUAUAAGAUGUAUCGUUCAACUCCGUCUGCGGAACAAUUUGCCGAAUUACAACAAAAAAUUAAUGAUAAUAUUAACUCAGUUCAAUGGGAGAAAUAUGAUCCAAAUUGUAUUGCUGGUAUACUUAAGAAAUUUUUAAAGGAACUUCCUGAUCCGGUUAUACCCGUUCAAUGGUAUGAUCGAUUUCUCGAAGUGCUAACACUGCAUGACGAUGAACAAUCAGCGGCCGUUUUACGUCAAUUAGUAUCCGAAUUACCUGCUGCUCAUCAAUCAACGUUACGUUAUUUAAUGGCUCAUCUAUGUCGUAUUUGUAGACUUCAGCAUGCUAGAAAUCAUACAGAACCACCGUCUGUUCUUGUACAAGUCAUAUGUCAUAUUUUAAUGCGACCACCAUGGGAAAAAAUCAUCCAAGUGGUUUACAAUACAAAAGCUCAUAUAAAAAUCAUGGAAUUGCUACUAUUAAUGGGUGAUUGGGGUGAAAAAUUACCAGAAUUUUCAGCGGCACCAGCUUUACCCCCACGAAAAAUAUCCCGUACUCCCUAUAAUAACCCAUUGCCAGCUUUAUUAUCCGAAUUAGAAUUAGAUGCAAAAGAAGUCGAAAAAUCAACAAUAAAUUCUACAUCAUUACAAGAUGCCGAAUGGUAUUGGGGUGAUAUAACACGAGACGAAGUUAAUGAGAAACUAAUGGAUACACCAGACGGUACGUUUUUAGUACGAAAUGCUUCGACAAAAACUGGUGAAUAUACGUUAACGUUACGUAAGGGUGGUACAAACAAAUUAAUAAAAAUAUGCCAUUGGAAUGGAAAAUAUGGUUUUUCGGAACCGUUUAAGUUUAACUCGGUUGUGGAACUUGUGAAUUUCUAUCGGAAUGCGUCUUUAGCACAGUACAAUCCAACGCUAGAUAUAAAAUUAUUACAUCCGGUUUCACGUUUUAAUAUCGAAGAUGAUAUUACGAAUACAACGGAUAUUGAUAAGUUGACCCAAAAAUUAGUUGAGAUUCAUAAAGAUUUUCAAACAAAAUCGAAAACUUUCGAUGAAUUGUAUGAACAGUUUACAACAACAUUCCGUGAAGUGAAUUUAAAGCGACAAGCGUUAGAAGCAUUUAAAGAAUCGGUGCAUAUGUAUGAGGAACAAUUUAAAUUGCAGGAGAAAUUUAAAAAUGAAGCACAACCACAUGAAAUUAAAGGAUUAAUUGAUAAUUCAGAUACCAUGAAGUUACGUUUUCGAAUAUUACAGGAGAGUCGUGAUCAAUUAGAUGAAAAUUUAAAACAACAAAUUGAUUAUCAUCGAAGCUUAGAACGUGAAUUAACAUCUUUGAAACCGGAAAUUGUUAGUUUGCAUAAACAACGACAACGAUACGAAGGAUGGCUUAAAAGUCGUGGUAUGAAACCAUCCCGAAUUCGUAUGCUUCUCUACGACGAAGGUUCACCAGAUAGCAACACAAUGUUGGAGAGUGAUAACGAAGAUAUUGAUACAUCUUUACAUCAGAAUGAAGCGAAUUGGUUCUUACCAAAUUGUUCCCGUGAUGAUGCUGAACACUAUCUUAAAGGACGUCUGGAUGGUACAUUCUUAAUACGUCCUUCACGUCGUGCUGAUUACGCGCUAUCGAUCACAUGUAAUGGUAUCGUUAAUCAUUGUAUUAUUGAUAAAACAGUACGUGGUUAUGGUUUUAGUGAACCCUACAAUAUUUACGAUUCGUUAAAAUCAUUAGUUUUACAUUAUGCGCAAAAUUCACUCGAGGAGCAUAAUGAAACAUUAAAUACAACGCUUAGGUAUCCAGUUUUCGCAAAAUAAUAUUUUAUUUUUUUUGUUUUUUUCAUUUUUAUAUGUAAACAAAUCAAUUCAAAUUCAAAUUGAAUGUACAAGUGAUUUUAAAGAAAGCGGUUUUAAAAAUAUAAAACGAUUAUUUAUAUCUCGAAUAUUAUAAAUCCUUUUAAAUCGACCCAUUUGUUCUUAUAUAUAUUUCGUAUUACCUGAUCAAGAAUCUCGAAAUUAUCUUUCACGAAAUGGUGGUUUAAAAAAAUCAGUUUUGUUAAAAUUUGAAUAAUUGCUCCGACAAACACAAAGUGAUUUAACCAUCGCGGGUUUAAGGUCGCUUUCUGUUUAUCACAACGUUUUAAGUUUCACUGAAUAAUGUCAGUUUAUUUUACAUAAAUUGAAUAAUCGUAGAACAAAAAGAAAGCCGAAAUUAUUAAUUUUCGUGUACUCAUCAAUAUUUAUUUUAUCACCUUUCAACUCCUUUAAAAAAUUUUGUUUUAGAAACGAGGUUAAUCAUUCUAGUAAUUUUGGCUAUUUUUGACGAUCGAUCGAUUUUAUGGAUUUUUUGACCGUCUGUCAUAUCGAAGAAUCUUCUUUAAAUGCUUACAACGUGCGCAGGCUCGUGUAUUUUUAUGAAAACGGGCCAUAAGCCUUUUGUAACAUCAGAUAUGAAAUUUUGAUUUUUUCGAUCUUUACAGUUUAUGUUUUUCUGAAUAAUGUCACGUUUACAAAAAUUGAAUAGUCGUUGUAGAAUAAAAAAACGACAAAAAAAAAUCCGAAAUUAUUAAUUUUCGGUUACCAUCUUAAGAAAUUUGGUUCGACUUAAAACGAAUAAAAUGGAAUGACCUUUGUAGUAAAUUUGGCUCUUUUUGACGGAUUAUAUCAUUAUAAUUUUUCGAAAAUCUAAAGAACUUACAACUGGUGACCUUUCAACAACUUCUUACGGCAAUUUGAUUCCUUAAACUUCCAGAUUUGAACUGAAAACAAAAUCAAACUAACAUAAUAUAUAAUGAUACCGCGUUUCUAUAUGACGUAAUAAUAACCAUGCGCUGUCGCAAUGUUAUUUGUCUACUGUCUACCUUAAAUAUCGUCCACAGAAGUCUCUCUCAUUUGAAACAAUUUCGAACAAUCCAAUACUAGAUAAGUUCUGAAACAACGAUGUCAUGUCCUAGCUAUUUGAAUAUUCUCCAGGCUGUUUAUUGAACGUCGUCGUUUAUUAAAAAGGCUGGCUGUUAAUUAAACGGCUGAUUAGCUAGUUGACUGCGACAUAUAUUCCUCUGAAACGAAGAUAUCCACAAUUGAAUAAUAGUUUCAAGAGAUUUUAACCCUGUUAAAAAAUUUAGAAAAUCCAACUAUCAGUUAGCUCAAAUUUUAACCAAAUUGACAGACACCAUUAAUUUUAUCAUAUUUUCAAGAUUCUCUUAAUCGAAAAUUUGUAAAGUUUAAAAGGAUUUAUAAACAAAUUAUGUAUUUUUGAUGGUUCAGUGUGUGUUGUAAGUAGAUCUCCAUAAAAAAAACUAUUAAAUGAAGAAAAGUAGGCUUUAAAAUCAUUCGUAUAUGUUUUUUGGUACCUCGAACAAAAAGCAAACUUAAAAACAAACAAAAAAAAUGCAAAAAAAAAUUGAACAAAACAAAAAAAUCUAAAAAACUCAAAAAAAUUAAAAACUAAAAAUAAACUUUUUUCAUCGUCUUAGUGUGUGUAGUGAUUUUUGAUUUAAUUAAUUAUUCUGUGAUUUAUUAUUUUUUUAAAAAAGAAAGUAUCAUCUGUGUUUUUUCCAAAAAUUUCUACAGUCAAAAUCUGUUAUAAUAACAUUAUACAAGUUAUAAGCGUUUUUAUCCCUGCAGAAUAAUUAUAUUCCAGAGAGACGUGUUACUAGAAGCUUAUUUGGUGACUUUCCCACAAAAAAAUUAUCUUUUUUAGAGGAAAAAUUAAACUCAGUCGGCAAAGCCAGUUAAGGAACCUUUGUUCCUGAAUUACAUUUCUGUAUUGAGGACACUAUAAACCCUUAAUUUUGAUAUAAUUUGUUAAUUAUUGAUUCGUCCUCGAGACCAAUUCCAUUCAAUUCAGUGUCCCAAAAAUAUAAAAAUUAUUUCAUUUAUCCUCGGAUAAGAAUGAUUUUAGUGUAAUAGCCACUAAAUAAGCGAAUUCUGAUAACUAAUUGAAACUGAUGUUAACUACAUUGUAGGUGGAAUUUCGUAAAGUUGUUAUUUAUAAAAACAAAAUAAUACUUUCCAUUUACAACAGUUAUUCCUGUGUCUAAGGCCAUACUCUUUAUGAGGUUCAUGAUUACAGACCGUUUGAUUGCAUUUUUGGGUUCCUACAUCCAUGAAUAUGAGAGACUUCAUAUGUACAUGCAAUGUGUAUAAGAAAGAUAUACUAUUAUAUGUUUGUCUGUACAAUAAUUUAUUAAUUGAUAAUAUACAAACAUAUAUCUUUCUUAUACUCAUUGUAGGAUACACUCUCUCCUACUCACGAUUAAUUUUAAUCACGUUUCGCCUCUAUAACCGAUAUGUCGCUUUAUCCGAUAUCGCUUCAACGGCAUGUUCAUAUAAUGUAUUCAAAUUUGAAUUCAGCUAAGGCCAUGCCAAUUCGUUGUUAUAAGCGAUGGUUGUUAUAAUCGAUUUUUACUGUAUAUUUGUAUAUU
Messenger RNA from Chrysoperla carnea, 6592 nucleotides. RefSeq names its product phosphatidylinositol 3-kinase regulatory subunit alpha (gene Pi3K21B). Gene Ontology annotation, cellular component: phosphatidylinositol 3-kinase complex. The coding region runs from base 579 to 3983 and encodes 1134 amino acids. Lineage: Eukaryota; Metazoa; Arthropoda; Insecta; Neuroptera; Chrysopidae. Gene Ontology annotation, molecular function: protein binding; 1-phosphatidylinositol-3-kinase regulator activity. The transcript has 10 exons. The record is from RefSeq and is a predicted model, not a curated record. Gene Ontology annotation, biological process: insulin receptor signaling pathway; phosphatidylinositol phosphate biosynthetic process.